AUGGCUCAGUAUCGCGAUGUCUGCUACCGACUCUAUAUCGACGAGCGCAAGCCGCUCGACGAUAUCAUGGCAACGAUGCGCGAGGACUACAACUUUGUCCCUUCCAAACGAGCGUUCCAACAGCAGUUCAGGAGAUGGGGCUUUCCAUCCAAGCAGAACCCAGCUCAUCGCAACGCUGAUCUCGUAGCACGCGUCAAGGAACUCUGGGAGAACAACUACACACAGCCGCAAAUGCUUCAGACGCUGACCGAGGAAGGAUAUGAGAUCAAAGAACGAGAGCUCAUGCGUCUGCGAGCCAAGAACCGCUGGUUGCUACGGAUACCGAAUGGCACCAAAAGCAAGGCUCCUGAGAUGGAGACAAUGGAAGACCUCAUGCAACAGAUCGAAAACGCUGCUGCCGAACACGUCAAUGACCCGACAUCGCCCAGCAUGACCAACGGCGUCGAGGCAAAGCCGACCAAGGAGGGACUGGACGAGAUAUUGAACAAGCGACAGGAGCUGCAAGCGAAACGCAAGGCCGAAAGCGACGAGAAGUGGGCUUCGAAGAAACGCCGCCGUCGAACAAAGUCUUAUGCCGGCAUUGAAGCGGACCCUCCUGGUCCUCCUCGCUUUCCAUCAGAGACAACUCUCGAUGAAAGCAAGGUCAUUCUUGAGCUCGACAACAAGCAGUAUCGCGCAAUGCGGGAUCAGUUCCAAGCUAUGUGUGAGGCUGAUGGCAUUAUCAAGAAGACCCUCGCAGGCAAUGAGAAGUGGGCAGCCGUCAAGGAACGACUUAUACAAGAGAACGAAUCUUUGCAGGCAGUCUUUUGGCACGACAAGUCCAAUGAAGAACAAAAGAGACUUGCUCUCGAUGUUGUGUGUACCGAUGUCACCAAGCGCAUUCGAUCGGUUGGUCGUCGCAUGACCAUUGCUGAAGCGAAAAACGUUCUUGGCAUCAAUCCAGAACAGAGCCGCAAUAUUCGAAACUCUUUCUACAUCACCUUGAAGGACGACAAAUUCACAAGCAAGCUUGAGACCGGACUGGAGCACUGGAAUGAGCUCAAGCAGCAGUGGGUUGAGUCCAGCGACAUCCUGCAAGAGGUCUUUGCUCAGGGAGAGGCGGAUCCUCAAUUUCAAGAAAAGCAGAAGGCCCUCGAGGCGCUUUGUCGCGAUGUUAUGAAGCGUCUGCGUGACGAUCAAGCCAAAGGCAAGUCAGCUGCGGUCAUGCCAGCGGUGCCGAUCAAUCCGGAAGCCAACUCAGCACCUGUUCGUACUGCACAAGCCGCGACUCGUCUGGCAGAAGAAGCGGCUGCGCAACCGCUCGACCAUGAUCAGUCAGAAAGUGCCUACCAGUUCGCCAACGCUGCUCAGGACUUGUCCGAGUUGCAACAGAUCGACGCUAGCCGCAUCGAUCCGAGCCUACUGGCAGCAGGCAAUUUUGCCUCUGCUCCUUCUCCCAUUGUCAAUCCUAUGGGCAACCCGAUACCGAUCUACAUUCGAACCCAUCCCAAGUCUCAGGCUCACAGCUCAGACAAGAUGUGGCUUGCGACACUAUCGACACGCUCCGUGCAAGAGCUUCGGGCUCUGAUCGACGCGAAGUGGCCGGACGCAUCGCUUGCGAGAAUCGACGGCAUUGAACGAGCUCCUGAUGGUAAAGAAAUCAGUUAUCUCAUGGAGGAAGACGUUGAGCUUGACGCGUAUCUUGACCACGUCAACAAAGCCACAUUCGAGGUGCAGCUGAAUCCGGGUCGACAGUGA
Cyphellophora attinorum is the source of this 1737-nucleotide messenger RNA. RefSeq lists its product as uncharacterized. The record is from RefSeq and is a predicted model, not a curated record. The coding region runs from base 1 to 1737 and encodes 578 amino acids. Lineage: Eukaryota; Fungi; Ascomycota; Eurotiomycetes; Chaetothyriales; Cyphellophoraceae. The transcript is spliced from 2 exons.